Molecule: messenger RNA, 1572 nt
Organism: Neurospora tetraspora
Lineage: Eukaryota; Fungi; Ascomycota; Sordariomycetes; Sordariales; Sordariaceae
Product: aspartic peptidase domain-containing protein
Exons: 2
Coding region: 1-1572 (523 amino acids)
Biological process (GO): proteolysis
Molecular function (GO): aspartic-type endopeptidase activity
Source: RefSeq, a predicted model, not a curated record
AUGGUUGGGGUAUCUAAGCUUCUAGAGCUUACGCUCUUGGCCACUUCAGCUCGCGCCUUCUUCAUCUGGCCUCCUCUACCAUGCGAUCCAGGGGAGCCUUGUUAUGUGAGCGGUAGUACUGAUGUUAGUGGGAAGGGGCUUGUGGCAGCUGGAGGUCAAUUCCAUUCUCCAUCGCCGCCUGGAGGUGAACCCCAAAUGGACGGGUUUAUCAGUCUCAGCGUGGUUCAAAGAAACGCCGACCCUAACGAGAGUCUCGAAGCUGGCGCUGCCCGAGCUGCCCGAGACGCCAAGCGAAUCGCAUACAGAUUUGCUACUUUGGAUAGCCCGCGAGUACCAAAAAAGAGGUCCAAGUUGGCAGCCAGGACUAAUACGUACUCGGUUGUUGAACCCGAGAGUACGAAAAGGAAGGAUAGCGCGGGCAUCUACCACGACCCUUCGGACUACGCCUAUUUCGCCAAAGUUCAGUUUGGUUCGUCAAAGAAGCCACUGUAUAUGCUCCUAGAUACCGGUUCCUCGACGGCGUGGAUCAUGGGCGCAACAUGCAAGAGCGACGCCUGCAUCUACCACGACCUUUUCGGGGUUGACGACUCUAAGACGCUUAAGCUGCAGAGCAAGGAGUUUCGUCUUGCCUAUGGAACUGGUGUUGUUCAAGGCACUCUCGCCCGUGAUUCAGUCUCGGUUGCCGGAAUCUCCCUCAACAUGUCCUUCGGGCUGGCAAAUGAGACAUCUAGUGACUUCACUCAUUUCGCCUUCGAUGGCAUUCUAGGCCUCGACAUGGCCGUGGGGGGCACUGACGGUUUCAUAACCGAGCUUGUGAACCAAAAGGUUCUCCAAAGCAACAUUUUUGCCGUCACCCUGGGCCGAGCUUCGGACCCCAUCAACGAAGGUCAGAUCACCUUUGGAGCUGUCGACUCUUCCAAGUACACGGGUGACAUUACAUACACCAAUCUGGCCAAUAAUAACAAGGGCGCUUGGGUUAUUCCCAUCGACGGCUUUGGGUUUGGAGGUAAACAGGUCACAUUGAAGGACCGUACGACCUACAUCGAUACCGGCACUUCGUUUGCCUUCGGACCGCAGUCGGAUGUCACGGCUCUCCAUAAGCUUAUUCCUGGUUCCACCACGGUAGACCAGGUUACAUGGUAUGUUCCGUGCAGCGACUCUCCGAUUGAGGUCACCUUUAGCGGUGUCACCUACAAGAUUUCGGCCAAGGACUGGCAGGCGGGCAGCGGCACGUCGUGCAGAAGCAACAUUUAUGGACGCGAGGUGGUGGCAAACGGCUGGCUGCUCGGAGACGUUUUCCUUAAGAACGUGUAUAGCGUCUUUGAUGUGGACCAGAAGCGCAUCGGCUUCGCUACCAAGGUUGAGCCCGUUGCGGCAACGACAACAUCGGGUACUCAGACCAGCCAAACCGUUGCUGGUACAAUCUCUUCCGAUGGUACUCCCACUUCGGCCGAUGCCACGGGCCAAUCUGCAACUCCGAGCGGGAAGGAUUCCGCCGGUUACCAGCUCAAGAGCAACGCGUAUGCUCUGGUGCUGGGUAUCGCCGUCAUGGCCGCCGCUAUGAUGGCUUAG